AUGUAUCUACUGUCUGCCCUGGCUGCUGCCAUCCUGGCCCCCAUCACCGGGCUUGCUGCCCCGGCUGGUGAUGUGAUGACAGCUCCCCCCCUCCACAAUCUGUAUGCUCGUGAGAACCUAUGCCAUCUGCCGUCUCCCCCGCAGCUUUGCACUCCGAAUGCUUCUGUCACGAUUGAAGAGACUGCGUUGAGAGCCUACAAGUUUUAUCGGGCUUUCGUCGUGGAUGGCGAUCCCCGGACUAUGUUUUCUUACAUUGACAACGUCUAUCUGAGCGGACCGCAGGUCAUCUGGCCGUUGUUCUGCAACGGCCGCAAAAUCGGCACGGAGGAGAGCACGAGCUGGUGCUUUGAUGCCAGCACCAACAUGUCUUAUGCUCAGUACUCUGUUGUCGAUAGGUGGAGAUGGGUUGAUGGUUGUGUUCAUGAGCACUGGGACCAAGGCGAGAGGAUGCCUCCCAAAGAGCAGUGUUACCAGCUUCCUCCUGAGCUUCUGAACUCGUGA
This is a messenger RNA of Thermochaetoides thermophila DSM 1495, 501 nucleotides long. RefSeq lists its product as uncharacterized. The record is from RefSeq and is a predicted model, not a curated record. The transcript has 3 exons. NCBI's taxonomy places the organism in Eukaryota, Fungi, Ascomycota, Sordariomycetes, Sordariales, Chaetomiaceae. Bases 1 to 501 code for a protein of 166 amino acids.